This is a messenger RNA of Saprolegnia parasitica CBS 223.65, 240 nucleotides long. RefSeq lists its product as hypothetical. The transcript is spliced from 2 exons. The record is from RefSeq and is a predicted model, not a curated record. Lineage: Eukaryota; Oomycota; Saprolegniomycetes; Saprolegniales; Saprolegniaceae. Bases 1 to 240 code for a protein of 79 amino acids.
AUGGCGGACGCCAAGCCUCGACGCCGGCGGGAACGCCACCUGACCUUGGCGCAGAAGGAGCUGAGCCGCCGCCGGUCGCGCGUCUACUACCUCAAACACAAAGACCGGGUCCUCGCCAAGUCGAAAGCGCGCUAUAGCACCAACGUCGCAGAGGAGCGCGCGCGCCGCCGGGAAAUGUACGCCAAGAAGCAAGCGGCCAAGGACGCGGCGACAUCGCCGGAGAAGCCGCGAAUUAGCUAG